Molecule: messenger RNA, 2029 nt
Organism: Brachypodium distachyon (stiff brome)
Lineage: Eukaryota; Viridiplantae; Streptophyta; Magnoliopsida; Poales; Poaceae
Product: F-box/FBD/LRR-repeat protein At1g13570
Exons: 5
Coding region: 121-1743 (540 amino acids)
Molecular function (GO): protein binding
Source: RefSeq, a predicted model, not a curated record
GCAAACUGGACAGAUAUUUAUAGAGAAGCGGACCCGGAUUCAGCACUUUGCCAUCUUCUUCUCAGCCAGCAGCACAUAGGACCAGGGUCCAUGGCGCUGCGGUGAGCUCGAGUACAAGUGAUGAAUAGUGCGGCCGUGAGCUCCGACGAUUUCCUCGGCAAGGCUCUUCCAUCCAAAUCCCCUCUCUGUUUGUACUUGUUCAUUGCAGAUACUUAUAUGCAUCAGUUCACCCUGAUGGACAAACAAAGCAGUCCAGAACGGUCCGCCAAAGACAAGAACGACCUUUCCAGUAUGGAGCUUCAACUUCUACCCCCUGGCGUUCUGCAGGACAUAUUGUCACGGUUAUCAAUCAAGGAAAUCUUGAGGAUGACCGUACUUUCUCGUGAAUGGAGAAGGAAAGGGAUAUGCCAUCCAGACCUGGUAUUCACCGAAGGGACCUUCUUUUGCAGCAAUACAACCAUGAAUACUCACCGGGCAUCCAGGAAUGCUGAAUUCAUCACCGAAGUCGAUAAUGUGUUGCGCCCACUGUGGUCUACUCCAACUACAACUACCACCAUGUUGGAUAAGUUUGUUGUCAGAUUUAGUCUUGGCAGAAAGUAUAAGAAUCACAUUGAUAGAUGGAUUAGCUUUUCCACUGCAUCAAAGGCCAAGCACAUUGCUCUUGAUCUCAGGCCUGAACCGGCUUGGUUUGCACCUGGUUAUGGCAAGUACAUUGUCCCGCUGUGCAAUCUCAGUGGCCCAAACUGCUCAUGUGUCAAGUCUCUUGAUCUGGGAUACGUGUGUUUAAAGCUGCCCCGAAGUUUCAAUGGUAUCACAAACCUCAAGAAACUCACGCUACAUAUGGUGUCGAUCAGUGUAAAUGAUCUCCGGUGCCUGCUGCUAAGUUGUGCUCUUCUUGAGAGUUUAAACAUUGAGUCGUUGUUAAGCCCAAGGAGGAGCUCCUUGGAAAGUUUAUGCAUACGCCAGGAGUUGCGCCGGUUGCAGUACCUGCUCAUGCACCGGUGUGACCUGCACAUGAUAGAUUUGAAUGCUCCGAAUCUUAUCAAAUUUGAGUUCGACGACUAUAUGAAUAAAGUUGUGCUCCGUGGAUCUUUGAAGUUGUCAGAGGCGACCUUUGCGUCAUACAGAAGAUAUCUUACAGUUGUUCAUGAUGCUUUGGACUGCGUCUUGAACGAGCUUCCAACUGCUCUUGUGCAAAGAUUAUUUCUGCAAUUGGCUCUCGAAACUUCGGUGCGAAGUUCCAGCAAAACCCAGACUAGCUUCAUCAAUUUGACAUAUCUGAACAUCAACCUUCAUAUCUCUGGCUAUCCUCCAGAUAUUAGUUGGGUUAUGGGGUUUGUUAACCUCUUGGAAUUAUCCCCUUUCUUGGAAGAACUGGAACUGCAUAUGCACCCUCAUGGAUAUAUUCAAACUGAUCCAAGGAUAAUGGCAGCCGUGCAAGGACGUCCACUUCGCCAUCUCAGGAGUGUCUACAUGACUGGCUUUUGUAGUCUAUUGGGGGUAGCCGAGCUGGCGCUCUACAUCCUUGGGAAUGCUACUGUGCUUGAACGUAUGGUUGUAGAUUCAGUGGUGAGGAUGAGCUAUGGACAUACAACAGAUCAAUUGUAUUCAGUCUGCAGGGCCAAUGAGUUUGUUCCGCCUAGUCCUGAAGAUCAGGAGAUGUUCGGCAUGAACAGGGCCAGGGAGUAUGCGAAAGAACACCUUGGCAGAGAAGAGUUUAGUCGCAUUCUCACCAUUUUGUGAAUUAAAACGGCAGGGCUGUCUUUCGGUGCCGCUCCUUGGCAAAAAGAGCUAUUUUACAUGACUGGGGUGUUAUGUUAGCCCGUCUUGUGCUCUCUUUGUAACAAAACUUGUUUUAUAUUCUGAAUCCCCAACCCUCUAAUUGUGUCUCUAGAUUAUCAAUAACAUUGUUCAGGCUGGCCUUGGCCUGCCGUUCAUCUUAGCUGAAUGAUUCGGGGUAUGCUUUCCUGUUGCUCUUUCAUUAUCUCUUGUGUAUCCGACAAAAAGUAUUAUUUGUCAGUUCAUCUCA